AUGAGUCAAUUUCAACUAUUUCCAUCGACAUCGCCGGAGCCAAAGGUGCCCAAGAACCCGUUUCGUAAGGGUAUCAAGAAGCCAGUCUCGACUGUUGAGUUAGAGGCCUCAAUCCCUCUCGAUGAUCUCCAGGAUUCCUCCAAAACAAGCGAGUCAGUGCUACUACAAAUUAUCCAAGAUACUCAGACUCUUCCUCCCCUCCUCCUUUACCAGCACAUCUUGCGCGAUCAAAAUCUCCUUCCAAAUCGGUCUCAUCUUAUGAGUCCUUUUCUCCUCAAUCGUCCCGUAGCCGAAGUCGACAAGAGAGUCGACCAAAUCAUCGAGCCUUACCGUCGCAAAGUAUCUUCUCAAUCGUCUGUUUCGCCAGUUCCAAUGAGAUCAAUGUUUCCUCAAUUUGACCCCAAGCUUCCACUUGAUCAGCAGGGCUCGCCACCCAUGUCGAGCGAUACACCUGAGGCGAUAAGGAAGGCUCGGAGGCCUAAGUUGACGCUGGCUUCAACUUCUGAAAUUGACCAGUUUCUCGGCCCAAAGACUGUGCCUGCGAGUGUACUGAACUUUCCGACUGGGGUUCUGGAAUCUGACGAGGUUCGAUUUUCUUCACCGCAUGAAUUGGAGAUGUUAUGGGAGGCUGCAAAUGGACAGCGACCACAGCAACUAUAUGGCACAUUUAAUCUGCGACUGACAAAAACCGGUCCUGCAACCUUCGCAUUUGGAAACUCCCAACAACCAUUUUAUACGUUGCAGACGUAUUCGAAUAACGAAAUAUCGAUCUCUCGGGCAGCGCCAUCAAACCCUGAUAAUGAUGUUCCAAUCAUGACAUUCAGUCUUGAGGACCGCAGUCGUCGCGACCACCCCAAUGACGGACUUAUUGCACUCCUCUUUUCGCGGCUUGCUGCUAUGCUUGCGAUCGAUCAGGCCGCCGAACUCAGCAAAAAACACAACCUCGCUGGAUCCGAGGCCUCGGAAGUCGAGAGGAACGCCCUCAAGCGAGCCGCAGCUCAGGAGUCAUGUCGACUAUCUUGGAAUCGGAAUCUAAGACUUUACGAGCUUCGUCAUCCCUCAUUAUCUAAACGAAAUCCUCCUGCCCUUUUGGGAGCUGCAGGUAUACCGCUUUCGCCUGUGCAGGCACAGUCAUCCGGGGUUCUUUACAUCACUGUCUCUACUCCAUCGAGCGAUACGAGCCCUAAGCAGCCUCCAACAAUUAUCGUCACUGGUCCCGUGUCUUCUACUGCAUUCGAAGCCGCGCAACAAGCUGCCAAUCCUCGCACAUCGACCUUACCUGCUCCAGACUUGGACGAGCCCCUCGCAACUCUAGACUUUGCCACUCGAACAUUCUCUAUCUGUCCUGCAGCUGUUAUUGCCACAAUUCCAUCAUUAUAUGCAGUCGAUUCCUUGAUUGCAGCCAUUCUGGCAGUGGCUGUAUCAGAUGAAUCCACCAACCCCAUCCUCGCAGAUAUGGAGCUCGGCUCUCCCAAGUCAAUAGCGCCAAGCGUAAAGUCAAUGUCGCGACAGGGUCAGCCAUUCCGUGGAAAGCUCAUUACAACUCUCGCAGAGCGCGAAGACUAUGCUGAGAGUAUCGAGCUGGCCUCUCAAAUCGAGUCAGCAGCUGCCAAAUCUGCUGCUCAUCCGAAAAGUAACUAUUUGAAAUUCUGGAGCCAGAAGAAUGUCACACCGCAGGACGUCAAGGAGUCAUCGAAGUCCAAGAAAUCCAAAAAUAAGCAAAUCGUGGUCGAAGAAUUCGACCUUGAGAAAUAUGGUCGCUACGGUCGGACCUCCUCACGCGAGGGGGAGAAACUCCCCGGAAUAGUCCGAGGGAUUUUGAGAAUUCUCUUUUUUGCUUUGGAUCUAAUAGUCAAAACAUUGACUGCUUUUGUUAAAGUGUUGGCAUGGCUAUUGGUAAAUAUGACUCGUUGUGUGACCAGUGAGAAGUUCUAA
Messenger RNA from Penicillium malachiteum, 1935 nucleotides. RefSeq lists its product as uncharacterized. The coding region runs from base 1 to 1935 and encodes 644 amino acids. NCBI's taxonomy places the organism in Eukaryota, Fungi, Ascomycota, Eurotiomycetes, Eurotiales, Aspergillaceae. The transcript is spliced from 3 exons. The record is from RefSeq and is a predicted model, not a curated record.